UCUGUUGUUGACAUGUAGAGGAUGAAGCCGAGCUGCAGCUGCGGCUGAUAAAGAGCUGAUAUAAAUAAAAUAAAGAAGAUUUUUUUAGUUUAAUUUAAACAUUUUAACGGAGGAUCAAACCGAGGACACAGUCCCGCCUCACGGUGGGUAGCGGAGGCUGACAUGCUGUGUUGGGGAAACACCUCGUAUGGUCAGCUCGGUUUGGGUGGCAUCGAUGAGGAGAUCGUCGUUGAGCCUCGAAGGUGUGAAUUCUUCCACGGAAAGUGUGUACGUAAUGUUGGAUGUGGCCACAGGCACACGGCUUUCCUGCUGGAGGAUGGGACCGUUUACACGUGUGGCUGUAAUGACCUUGGACAGCUAGGACAUGACAAGACCAGGAAGAAACCAGAACAGGUGGUGGCUCUCGACGCUCAGAUCAUUGUGGCGGUGGCGUGUGGGCAGUCGCACACGCUGGCUGUGAAUGAUAAAGGUCAGAUGUUUUCGUGGGGUCAAGGGUCAGAUGGACAGCUGGGCCUUAAUAACUUUGAUGAAUGUGUUCGUGUGCCUCGGAAUAUUAAAAGUCUGUCUGACGUUCCGAUUGCUCAGGUAGCCUGUGGGUUCUGGCAUUCUCUCGCUCUGUCAAGAGGUGGUCAGCUCUUCUCAUGGGGACAGAAUCGAUUUGGACAGCUCGGUUUAGGAAUCAGUGGACAGAAUAUUUUUACUCCUCAGAUCAUUCAGUCUCUGCAUGGCAUUCCCUUUUCUCAGAUAGCAGCAGGGGGCGCUCACAGCUUCGCUCUCACGCUGUCGGGCGCCGUGUUUGGGUGGGGGCGAAAUAAGUUUGGUCAGCUGGGCCUCAAUGACACUAACGAUCGCUGUUUUCCUACGUUGCUAAAGUCGUUGCGGUCUCAGAAAGUGAUUUUCAUCUCAUGUGGCGAGGAUCACACCGCGGCGCUCACUAAGGAAGGAGGCGUGUUCACAUUUGGAGCAGGAGGAUAUGGACAGCUUGGACACAACGCCACCAACCAUGAGAUCAACCCCAGGAAGGUGUUCGAGCUCAUGGGGAAUGUAGUCACACAGGUGGCAUGUGGAAGGCAGCACACGUUGUGUUUCACGCCGUCCUUGGGAAAAAUGGACUCAUUUGGACUCGGGGGGAACGGGCAGCUCGGCACUCGCUCCACCUGCAACAGGAAGAGCCCUGCCCCUGUCAAAGGGCUGUGGGCCUCCUCGCCUACUGUCAUAAACCCAGACUCCGAGGCAGGCUGCUAUGUGAAAACCAUUUAUGCUGGAGGAGACCAAAGCUUUGCUCACUAUCGCACCACCAAUAACUUUAAUAGUGUUACGAUGAGCGACCCGAACAGGACGAUCUGCUGUCUAAACGAAGAAAUCAUUCAUAGAUGGUUAAACUGUUCAUCAGGAAGACUGCCUGCAGAAGUGUCCAAUGAGAUUGACCUCGUGUUCUCAUCAGCGAGCUGCCUGAAUGGAUCUUUUCUAUCAAUGAGUCAUCCCGAUCACUUCAGUACGAGCAGUAAAUGUCCAGGUGUGGACAUGAACGCCGCUCGACUCCUCUUUCACAGAUUGAUCACAGAUGAUCACCCCGAGAUCAAUCAGCAGAUCGCUGCCAGUUUGGAGAAAAACCUGAUUCCCAGAUUGAGCUGUUCUCCUCCUGACAUCGAAGCUUUGAGACUCUUCCUCACACUGCCUGAGUGUCCUCUGUUCAGUAACCGAAACAACUACGUCACCAUCACCAUCCCCUUUGCCAAAUCCCUGCUGAGCCUCAAGGAGGCGCCGCUAAAAGUGCUUGGUCACUGGUGGUCCACGCUCGAUCCCCCCGUCUUCCAGCGGUUGGUCGAACUUUAUAAAGAGGUCGUGGUUUUUCUGCUUCAGAUGCACAAAGUGGGGAUUCCUUCAGCUGAGCAGAGAAUCUUCAGCUGUUUCCUCGACACGUCGCUACGUCUCCUAGAGAUUCUGCAUACUGUGAACGAGCGAGCCAGUCACAUCAUCCAGUACGACAAGUUUUACAUCCACGAGCUGGACGAGCUGAUCGACAUCAGAAACGACUACGUCACCUGGGUUCAGAGGCAGAUGUAUCCCAUGGGUCAGGACACCAUGGUGACCCUCUGCAGGUUUCCGUUUGUGUUUGAUGCUCCUGCAAAGACAACGCUGCUCCAGACGGACGCCGUCAUUCAGAUGCAGAUGGCGGUGGAUCAGGCUCAGAUGCAGAACUUCAGCUCAAUGUUCCUGCCAGCCGUGGAGUCGGUGAAUCCGUGUCUGAUCCUGAUCGUCCGCAGGGAAAACAUCGUUGGAGACACCAUGGAGGUCCUCCGGAAGUCUAAAAACGUGGACUACAAAAAACCACUAAAGGUGAUCUUCGUGGGAGAGGAGGCGGUGGAUGCUGGUGGCGUUAGGAAGGAGUUUUUUCUGCUGAUUAUGAAGGAGCUCUUGGAUCCUAAAUAUGGAAUGUUCCGUUACUAUGACGACUCUAGGCUCAUCUGGUUCUCAAACAAGACCUUCGAGGACAUCGACCUGUUCCAUCUGAUCGGGGUCAUCUGUGGUCUGGCCAUCUAUAACCUCACCAUCGUGGAGCUGAACUUUCCUUUGGCUCUCUAUAAGAAGCUGCUGAAGAGGAACGCCACGCUGGAUGACCUGAAGGAGCUAAUGCCUGAUGUGGGGAGGAGUCUGCAGCAGUUACUGGAUUACACUGAAGAUGACAUGGAGGAAACUUUCUGCCUUAACUUCACAGUCACAGAGGAAAACUACGGAGCGACGGAGGUGUGUGAACUCGUUCCAAACGGUGAAAACAUCAACGUGAAUAAAUCCAACAGGCAGGACUUUGUGAAUGCAUAUGUCGACUACGUGUUCAACACGUCAGUGGCUCCACUCUUUGAAUGUUUCUACGCCGGCUUUCAUAAAGUGUGUGGAGGGAAAGUUCUGGAGCUUUUCCAGCCUAAUGAGCUUCAGGCAAUGGUGAUCGGAAACACGAACUACGACUGGACAGAGCUGCAGAAGAGCACCGAAUACAAAGGAGAGUACUGGACCGACCACCCCACCAUCAAAAUCUUCUGGGAGGUUUUUCAUCAACUUCCUGUAGAGCAGAAGAAACAGUUUCUGUUGUUCCUCACAGGAAGUGACCGGAUUCCCAUCCUGGGCAUGAAGAGUCUGAAGCUGGUGAUCCAGCCCACUGGAGGAGGAGAACAUUACUUACCUGUGGCUCACACCUGCUUCAACCUGCUUGACCUGCCAAAGUACACAAGCGCCGAAACACUGAGAACAAAACUUUUACAGGCAAUCGACCACAACCAGGGCUUCAAUCUGGCCUGAAAAUGUAAAUGUUUGAAGCCACAACACUCCAAAGGUUUGGUGUGAGAAUCAAAGAUGAGGAGAGGACAGGAUGAAGAGGAAGACAGUGAGGUGAGAGGAGGCAAACAAAGCGAAGACCCCAUGCUAAUAACGGCGGGUUUAAGAGGAAGUGUCUGAUUGAUUUUCAAACUGUUCUGAAGGCGAGGCAGUAUUUCAAACUUAUUGAUGACUGUUGUGACCUGAUUUUCUUCAUUAAAGUUUGAAUGAAAACAGCAACAUAAACAUGCGUUACCAUGGUUACAUACAUCUUUACUACAUUUGAUAUUCUGUUCAUGUCACAAUAAGAGCUUUCUGUCUGAUCUGUGUCAUGAUUAAAAAACAUUUAAAUUUAAAUUCUUCAUCAGAAAGAGUUAAAACUGAUUAAAAAGGCCAGUGAGAGAAAUAUCACUUAACCAUAGACCAAGUUUUACAACUUCUUCGUUUCACUCGAUUUCAUGUUUUCAUCAUUUUCACUUUUGAAAUUCAUCUUCAUUUGACAUUUAUUUCACAUGAGUUCUUUUGUAAGUUUGAUCUUCUCCACUGUAAGCCUUAAAAAAUAAAGAAAGAAAAAAAGAU
This is a messenger RNA of Cheilinus undulatus (humphead wrasse), 3891 nucleotides long. It is a transcript of the gene herc4, whose product is annotated as HECT and RLD domain containing E3 ubiquitin protein ligase 4. The transcript is spliced from 24 exons. Gene Ontology annotation, molecular function: ubiquitin protein ligase activity. Gene Ontology annotation, biological process: ubiquitin-dependent protein catabolic process; protein ubiquitination. Bases 163 to 3297 code for a protein of 1044 amino acids. Lineage: Eukaryota; Metazoa; Chordata; Actinopteri; Labriformes; Labridae. The record is from RefSeq and is a predicted model, not a curated record. Gene Ontology annotation, cellular component: cytoplasm.